UGGAUGAUAAGCUAGUUCAUCUAUGUUGCAAAUCUUAUAGCACAAGUGGGCUCUAUUACAGCUAUACUUUUAUAUAUGACUUGGAAGGCAAAGCCAUGUGAACUUCAAAUGCUUAUGUCUCUUCCACAUAUGUCAAACCUUCCCAAAUGUCUUAAGAACCACUUGUUGGCUAUGUAUGCAUUUAAACACUCCAUUCAUAUAACCUAUAUAAGGCUACAUAGCCACAUAACCAAAUCAUCAAGUCCUCACAUUCUCUACAACAAAAUAUUCCUUUGAAUUACUCUAAUACUUCUUCUAAAGAAAAAUCAUACAAAGGAAUAUCAACAUGGCACUUGGAUUGACUCGUUUUGUUCAGGGUAAGAAGGCUCUUCGAAUAUCGCUUUCAGGCAUCAAAGAAGCAACUUUGAAGUGUUCAAGCAUUCCAAAAGGCUACUUUGCAGUGUAUGUUGGAGAAGAUCAGAAGAAGCGUCAUGUAGUGCCUCUUUCGUACCUAAAUGACCCUUCAUUUCAAGACUUGCUAAGUAUGGCUGAACAAGAAUUCGGAUAUGACCAUCCAAUGGGUGGACUCACAAUUCCUUGUAGAGAAGACAUCUUCAUAGAUAUCACAUCUCAGUUGAAUUGAUAAUUGUAAUUUGUAGCACUGACAUAGAUAUUUACAUAACAAAUUUUGUACAUCAUAUACUUUUACCCUUUUUCUGACUAGUUGAGAAACUAGCAAAUAGAAAUUACUCAUUUGAUUACCA
Cannabis sativa is the source of this 743-nucleotide messenger RNA. RefSeq names its product auxin-induced protein 15A-like. Gene Ontology annotation, biological process: response to auxin. The coding region runs from base 326 to 622 and encodes 98 amino acids. The transcript has a single exon. NCBI's taxonomy places the organism in Eukaryota, Viridiplantae, Streptophyta, Magnoliopsida, Rosales, Cannabaceae. The record is from RefSeq and is a predicted model, not a curated record.